AUGCAGAUUAUGGCUGCCGCCAACCAAAAUCGCUUUUCGGCGUGCCUUGAAGCAGCCGCUAAAAUGAAAGCUGCAGGACUCAGGCCAGACGCUUCCAUUUACAACGCGUUAAUGGGUCUUGCUGCCCGGUCCGAUUCGUGGUUGUUUUCUUGGGCUAUUGUGGACGAUAUGAUGAAACUAGGGAUUGAACCGACAGCGACCACAUUUGCGCAUCUUAUAUAUGCUCAGCGCAACCGACCAUAUACCAAUCUAUGGAACGCAUACGACUUACUGAAUCAAUUGGGUAUUCAACUCACGCCGCCGGUCUACACGUCGAUUAUAGAAACCUAUGCUGCCGAGUCUAAUGUUGAAAUGAUGCUGCGGGUCUUUUUUGCCAUGAAGGAAAGGGGCCUAAUCCCAGAAUUAGCGGCUGCCCAAACCUUGGUUAGCACGCUGGCAACUACUGGUCACUCUCGACUAGCCAUUGAGGUGGCAAAUUACUUUGAAGAAGCCUCAACCCGUCAACUUGAACCAAAAGUGUGGCUUGAGUGUCUGACAUCGUCGGUCGACAAGUUAUAUGAAGAUGGGGUCUUGACCUGUUGGCCGCGGGUUGUUGACGAAUUGAACGUGUUGCCACCAGAAGGCGUCUGCGUGGGAGCUCUCAACACAGCGGCCCGCGCUGGUUUGCCAGAACUGGCGACAGAUGUCCUUCGCGUUCUGAAGCUUGCUGAGAUCGAAUGGCAAGAGUACCAUUUUGCGGCGUUGAUCGAGGCAUUCUGUCGUAAUAACCAACUAAAAGAGGCCCUCAUUACCCUUUCAAUUAUGCGGCAGAAUGACAUCGAGCCAUUGGAAAGCACAACAUCAUUCAUCUACGACAUUGUCAAACAAGACGUUGACAGCCUCGACCUUGCAUGGGGCUUGGUCGACGAAAUCAAAGAAUCAGGCAGUGGACUGGAUAUCGAAGCGCUGAAAGUCGUUUUGAAAGCGGCUGUCUUCCUGGGCGACUUACAGCGGGCAGUCGGUAUAUACAAAGCUAUCCCCAACUAUAACCUAACACCAGAUCUGGCGAUUUUCAACCUCCUUUUCCAGGGUUGCAUAACAGCACAACAUCGUCAACUUGGGGAUCUCCUUCUUGCGGACAUGAAAGCCGCCAAAAUCGAGCCUAAUAAGGAGACGUUCGAGAAAUUAAUUUAUCUCGCACUCACCCAAGAAACAUAUGAAGACGCCUUCUUCUACCUGGAAGAAAUGAAAGCCGCCAAACAUUUGCCUCCUCGGAAGAUAUACAUAGCGUUGGGAGAUAAGUGUACCGAAGCUCAAGAUCCCCGUGCUGAUAUGGUAUGGCAGGAGCUACGGGAGUGUGGGUAUAGACUAGAUGAUCCUCGUGUUAGACUUGCCGCAAGGGGGGUAUCAGAAAAACGGAAAACCAGUGAAUUCAGUUCAUGA
Molecule: messenger RNA, 1422 nt
Organism: Psilocybe cubensis
Lineage: Eukaryota; Fungi; Basidiomycota; Agaricomycetes; Agaricales; Agrocybaceae
Exons: 3
Coding region: 1-1422 (473 amino acids)
Molecular function (GO): protein binding
Source: RefSeq, a predicted model, not a curated record